AAUUUGUGGUUCGAGAAAAUAUAAAAGGAAAUUGCUGAAUUCGUGAGAUUAUUUAUAAUUCAUAAAUCUAAUAGAUAUUUCUUAGAAGCCAUAGAAGAAGUAGUUACCAUGCCGAAGAAGUUUGUGGGAGAAAAUAGUAAAGCUGUAGCCGCUAGGCAACGAAAAGAAAAUGCAAAACAAGAAAAAGAAUCCAAACAAAAGAAAAUGAUUGAAGAUGCCGAAUGGGAGGACAAUGACGAUAAGCUCAAAAAGAAACAACAAAAGAAGGAAGAACUAGAGAAAAAACGUCUAGAACAGCUUCAGAAGAAGGCAGAAGCGAAAGCACUAUUGGAAAAGGAGUUGGAAUCUAUCAAGGGAAAGGCACCCCCACCUCCUCCCAAGAUUACAAGAGCACAAAUCACUUCUAUGAAAGAAAAAACAAUAAAGGCUGAACCAGAGAAGCCUGUGCCUGCUAGAGUUGUAGUUGAGGAACCUCCACUAGAAGAAAAUAUUAAUAGACUUCAGAUUGAAGGAGAGGUGGCCCAGUCUGUUGAUGAAGCAUUGUCUAUACUGAAUGACAAGUCCGAGAUUGAUAAACACCCUGAGAAGAGACUAAAGGCUGCAUAUACGGCAUUUGAAGAAAUUAAUCUACCAAGACUAAAGGCUGAGAACCCAAGUCUUCGGUUAUCACAGCUCAAGCAAAUGCUUAGGAAAGAAUGGACCAAGUCACCUCAAAAUCCACUCAAUCAAACUUCAUAAAAUAGAUUAU
Aricia agestis (brown argus) is the source of this 748-nucleotide messenger RNA. Its product is annotated as coiled-coil domain-containing protein 124. Gene Ontology annotation, cellular component: nucleus. Gene Ontology annotation, molecular function: transcription coactivator activity. The coding region runs from base 109 to 738 and encodes 209 amino acids. The transcript has 5 exons. Gene Ontology annotation, biological process: transcription by RNA polymerase II. The record is from RefSeq and is a predicted model, not a curated record. NCBI's taxonomy places the organism in Eukaryota, Metazoa, Arthropoda, Insecta, Lepidoptera, Lycaenidae.